Molecule: messenger RNA, 898 nt
Organism: Penaeus vannamei (Pacific white shrimp)
Lineage: Eukaryota; Metazoa; Arthropoda; Malacostraca; Decapoda; Penaeidae
Source: RefSeq, a predicted model, not a curated record
AUGGUCGAGGUGACUGGCCUCUCGGAAGAAGCGGAGGUCGUGGCCGUCGACUUCGUGAUGCGCCGAGCCAGUGACUGCCGAUGCGCCGACGGAAAGGAAGGGGAAAUCGUUGGUGGGUCGGAUUGUUGUGUUCUAUGGGAGAGUGUGGUUAGGGUUUACGGUUUUGAGGGUGAGAGUCUGGUCGAGAAUUGUGGAUGUCUGAAAUUUGAGAAGCAGAUGCACGAACAAAGAUCAUAUUUAAGAACAACCCCAACAAGAGCUGUUUUCUCAGAUUCAGUAUAUUUGCAAAAGCGAUCGAAAAUCAGUGAAAAUUGUAACAUGACCCUUACACAUAAAAACAAAAACAAAUUCCCAGAUGUCUCGUGCAAGUGGAAGCACUCGAGCAACUGCAAGAACUAUCGCAAGGAUGGCACCUAUAAAACCCGGUUCGCGAGGGUCUGGGUCGCAUUAGCAUCCCGCUCCUCCUCCAGGACAAUGGCUCGUGGCAGCGUAGUAGCUCUCCUUGUGGCGACAGCCUGCUUACUGGCGGUUGUGACGACCAGCAGCGUCAACCGGUACGGAUUCAACCAAGGAUUCGGACAAGGAUUUGGACAAGGAUUCGGACAAGGAUUCGGACAAGGAUUCGGCCAAUACGGACAAGUGAGCCUCAACAACUACAACCCUGCUUUCUUCCCCAACCUCCUGGGCGGUUUCAACUUCUACAGCCAACAGCCUGCAGCCAACUACCUAGGUUGUAAAUACUGGUGCAGGAGCUAUCACCCCGGCGGCUUAUACUACUGCUGUACCACCGGGUAUGAGGGAUAAGGCGGACAAGAUGGCAAGAUGAGAGCAGCGUAUUUCCUUCGCUGGUCACGCAGAUGUCGCUCAUUGGAAAUCCUGAAUAAAGACUGAAAAUUAC